AACAAAUACCGUCUCCCAGUCAUCUCUCUCUCUCUCUCUCUCUCUCUCGCUAGAGAUUUAGGAGGGAUUUCUCUUGUUUUCUAGGGUUUUUGGAUCUGCACACUCCUUUCAACAAUCCGAGCUGAACACAGACAGACAAACAUCCAGCCAUGCCCCGGUAUUACUGUGAUUAUUGUGACACUUACUUGACUCAUGAUUCUCCAUCUGUUAGAAAACAGCACAAUGCCGGUUAUAAACACAAGGCAAACGUGAGGAUCUAUUAUCAGCAGUUUGAGGAGCAGCAAACCCAAAGUAUAAUUGACCAAAGAAUAAAGGAACAUCUUGGCCAAACUGCAGCUUUUCAACAGGUUGGUGCCGCAUACAAUCAGCAUCUAAUGGUCCAGAGACCCCGGCUUCCUGUUCUUCCAACUCCUGUGAUGCCAAUUGGUGGAAAUAACGCCCCAUUAUUCCCUGGGAUGAGGCCUCCUGUUUUGCCUAGACCAAUGCCUGGUGCUCCAGGUUAUAUGAACCCUCCUAUGAUGCCCCCAAUGAUGGCACCCCCUGGUGCUCCUUCCUUACCUGGUCAAAUGAAUGGCGUUCCAAGGCCUCCUACAAUGAUUGCACAACCAAAUGUUCCUGGGAGUACUGCAGCACCUACUCCUAGCGGUCCCCCAUCUAUGGGUCCACCUGUUACUUACCAAGCAAAUCAAGCAGCAACAACAAGUGGAGGCUUUGACAGCUUCAAUGUGAAUGCCGCAGCCCCUGAAGCCAAUCAUUAGUCUGAAUCAAGCUGGCCAUGAGAAGAAAUCAGCAAGGCCACUCUGCAUUGCAAUGCCUUUCUUGAAUUGUGAGUUAACGUGGUGGUGAUCAAUACAGAAUAGUUUUGUAACUUAAUUUUGUUAAACAUAAGCUAUCUUGAAAAGACAUCAAAAUUCAACUGAAAAGGACUGGUUUUCUCUUGAGUUCAA
Populus nigra (black poplar) is the source of this 947-nucleotide messenger RNA. RefSeq names its product U1 small nuclear ribonucleoprotein C. Lineage: Eukaryota; Viridiplantae; Streptophyta; Magnoliopsida; Malpighiales; Salicaceae. The record is from RefSeq and is a predicted model, not a curated record. The coding region runs from base 150 to 758 and encodes 202 amino acids. Gene Ontology annotation, biological process: mRNA splicing, via spliceosome; mRNA 5'-splice site recognition; spliceosomal snRNP assembly. The transcript has 6 exons. Gene Ontology annotation, molecular function: pre-mRNA 5'-splice site binding; zinc ion binding. Gene Ontology annotation, cellular component: U1 snRNP; nucleus.